Molecule: messenger RNA, 471 nt
Organism: Stegostoma tigrinum
Lineage: Eukaryota; Metazoa; Chordata; Chondrichthyes; Orectolobiformes; Stegostomatidae
Product: ferritin heavy chain, oocyte isoform-like
Exons: 4
Coding region: 1-471 (156 amino acids)
Biological process (GO): iron ion transport; intracellular iron ion homeostasis
Cellular component (GO): cytoplasm
Molecular function (GO): ferrous iron binding; ferric iron binding
Source: RefSeq, a predicted model, not a curated record
AUGUCUGACCACAUGCAAACCCCAUCCUUGGAUUUGGGGGAUCAUGUUAAGAAACAUGAGAUGUGCUUAGGGCAGAAAGUAAAAUGUGAGAUUAGACCUCCCAGUAUAAAACUUGUGGAAAAAUGUUUUCUAACCAAGUGCCAGCCAAAGGUAGUUCGCAUAAGAGCCAACUGCAUUGCUGAGGCUGUGGAGUCACACAAGCCAGAGCAGGAUAAGUGGGGGAAUGGUCUGGAGGCAAUGCAGAGAGCUCUGCAGAUGGAGAAGGAUGUGAACCAGAGUCUGCUGGAUCUGCACAAACUCUCCUCUGGCAACACUGACCCUCAUCUGUGUGACUUCCUGGAGAGGCACUACUUGGAUGAGCAAGUGAAGAUGAUCAAGAAGCUGGGAGAUCACAUCACCAACCUGAAGAGACUGGGAGCCCCUGCCAAUGGCAUGGGAGAGUACCUGUUUGACAGGCUCACACUCAGCUGA